Messenger RNA from Leishmania mexicana MHOM/GT/2001/U1103, 1542 nucleotides. Its product is annotated as WD-repeat protein. The coding region runs from base 1 to 1542 and encodes 513 amino acids. Gene Ontology annotation, biological process: DNA repair; protein ubiquitination; mRNA splicing, via spliceosome. NCBI's taxonomy places the organism in Eukaryota, Euglenozoa, Kinetoplastea, Trypanosomatida, Trypanosomatidae. Gene Ontology annotation, cellular component: cytoplasm; U2-type catalytic step 1 spliceosome; Prp19 complex. The record is from RefSeq and is a predicted model, not a curated record. The transcript has a single exon. Gene Ontology annotation, molecular function: ubiquitin protein ligase activity; protein binding.
AUGCUACGCUGCAACAUUUCUCAGCGGGUGCCGACACACCCGGUGGUGUCUGUCAAGUCGGGGCUUGUCUUUGAGCGCAGCCUCGUCGAGAAGUACGUUGACGAGCAUGGCCGUUGCCCCGUCACAGGGGAUCCACUACGCAAGGAAGAUCUCAUAACCGCCCAGGGCGCCGCUCCAGAUGCGUCCAUCGCUUCAAGUGGCAGUCUCGGGGCUGCUUCUGUCCCCACGCUUCUGGAGCGCCUCCAGGUGGAGUGGGAGGGGGUGGCGCUGGAGCAGUUCAGUCUCCGCCAGCAGGUAACGCAGCUGCAGCUGGAGCUGGCGCACGCGCUACAGCAGUACGACGCCGCCUGCAGGGUGAUCGCGCGGCUUAGCAAGGAGCUCGAUUCUCUCCGCGGAGGCGAGGCUGUGGCUGCCAAGGAGGCUGACAAGGGCCCCGCUGUAGUGGUGGUGCCGGCGCCGGUGCUGCGACGCAUGGACGCCGCCGAGGCGGCAGAGCGUCAGGCACGUAAACAGCGCAAGGCGGCGGCGGGCUCGGCGGCGGCCACACCGUCGCAACUCACGGAGGAGGCGCAGUGGGUUGCUGUGUCGUCGUCAACGGUGCCCGCAUCCUCUGCGCGCUCGGCCGUGCGCGUUGCUGCGGCGGCUGACGCCAGCAGCUCGGGCGUCUUCGUCAGCGCCAUCGCGGGCGAUCACGCUGUUGUGCGGUACAGCCCCGGCGGCUUCAGCGAGGAGGCGCGUGGAGUAGGGCACACGGCCGCCGUGCACACACUGGCGAGUCAGCCGGGUGACAUCCUGCUCUCCGCCGCGGAGGACCUGACGGUGCGUGUGUGGUCGACGAAGGGCGCUGCGCUGACGGUCAUGCACACGCUGCGGUACGCGAGUGGGGUGGUUGCCAUGAGCCAGCGGACGGUGGGUGGGGCCUACAUGCUCUGCGGAGCCGCGGAUGGCGUCCUCACCCUCUCUGACUUGGAGAGCGGCGCGCACGUUGUGGCGACGGCGCCGCUGACGCUCGACACGACAUCGGGGGCGCUGACGUGUGUGGAGCUGCACCCGUACGCCUCUCUUGCAGCCGUGGCUUUCCAGCCAACGGAGCUGCAACUCUGGGAUGCACGCGAGAUGCGCGCAGACACCUUCAUCUCCCAUGUGCGGGGCGCUGCUCCGCGCACGCACAUCUGCAGCGCCAGUUUUAGCGCGGACUGCGUGUCCCUCGCGGCUGGCCUCUCGGAUGGCUCGGUGUACGUGUGGGACCUUCGCCAGGUGUUGGCCCCCGUAGCGGUGCUGCCGCCGAGCACCGACGCCGUCCCAGCCACAGUACGUUACGCCCCAGACGGACGCUCUCUCGUCGUUGGCGGACACGGUGUGGCCUUAUACAACUGCGCACGCCUGUCGGCCUCGUCCACCGCGGUUGAAGCCGUUGCGACGGCAGGACUGAAGGCGAGUGCGGUGUGCGACGUGUGCUGGACGACGAGCGGUACCGAUGUGCUGUGCGGCACCGUGGACGGCGUCGUCCGCCUGUACUCCACCGCAGUCGGCGCAACGUAG